Kockovaella imperatae is the source of this 2083-nucleotide messenger RNA. RefSeq lists its product as hypothetical. Bases 22 to 1983 code for a protein of 653 amino acids. The transcript has 6 exons. The record is from RefSeq and is a predicted model, not a curated record. Lineage: Eukaryota; Fungi; Basidiomycota; Tremellomycetes; Tremellales; Cuniculitremaceae.
AGUGAUGAUACCUAUUGCAAGAUGCCAUGGGAGGUUCUGAGGGAUGUCUCGCAGCAUCAAACCGCACUGAAGAAGUCAAGCCGAUCACCACGCAUCCUGACAAACGGUCGACUGACUCUACCACCUGACGCCUCCAGCACGGUCCCGAAGCGCUCACAACCCAAUCCAAGGUCGAAAAAGAGGCUCAAGUCCCUGAAUGAAAAGUUUGACAGCUUGUAUCCCUCUCUGGAUGACGGCCAGAGUGUCAACCUUGUGCUCCAACAAUGGACUGAUGAGAAGCGUAUCAAGGAAGCUGAAGAGUCUCAGGUUUAUCAAAAUCUUGACCUUGCUCGUAACGAAUUAGAACAGCUUCAAAGCGAUAGAAUGCUUGAGGAUAUAAUAGCUGGUAGACCUCUCGUGAUAUCAAAGUAUCAAGGUCCUGUGAACACAUCCAGCUCAGCGACAAAAUUCAACGAGGACGAGACAUCCAUGGAGAGGUCCAGAUACGAUUCUAUGCUGAAACAUUCUCACGCAGGUGGACAGCCUGGCGGCUAUCUAGGAUCGACUUUCGAUGAUCGUCGUAUCCUCUCAACUGCUUCCCAUGAUUUCCACCCUGACGAGACUUCCACUCCGCCUCAUCUCAAUCAGAGACCCCAUAGAGCCUUUCAUUAUCCGUACGCUCAUCGGCAUCUUCCUCAUCCUCCACAGCCGCAGUCAAACGACCAUUCCUCUACUGAUCAAACAGUCUCCAUAUCUACCGGCUACGAGAUCGACAAUAUUCCAUCGCCAACCCCUAUACGACGUGGCGUACGCUUCAACUCCAUGACCCAGACUCGGUACAUCACACCUCGUACAGAGAGAUCUCAUCAUUAUGUACACCCCAUGGGCAGUGAAAUGGCCAACACGUCGAGACCAUGGCUUGGAUCCGACUUUCAUGAAGCCCAUGAGCCGACCCGAGCAGGUCCUCAAUACGAAGCUGUAGUGCAAACAGUCCACGAGUCGAUCCCGCAAGAUCUUUACCAGACGCCUCCCGGUCAAUUGCGCCGUAGAAUCGCUUCACCGCCAGCUCGCUAUCCGCAUCGACCCUCCCAUUCUCGGCGAUCACGAUCCAUUUCAUCGGACGGAUCAAUGCGAUAUCACACGAGAGCCUCGAGUCGCAAAAGAGCAAGGUAUCACGAGAAACAUCACGAAACCCGCAGCAAGUAUCGCCGGUACGGCCGUGCUCGAUCUUCUAGACACCGCCGACAUCGAUACUAUUCGAGCGACUCGGGCUCAUCCUCCUCUUCUUCCGCGUCAUACAGUACUUUGUCAACAGACUCUUACGACUCUCGGACCUUCUCCGUUGGCUCUGCGAGUCCUCUGCCAAGACUAGUAGGCGUCACUGAUGGCGCUUGGCGUAAUUAUGACACAACAAAAAGUCAAGCGCCGAUUGACCCCGCAAAAGGCCAGCAAACGUUCCCUGGGCGAAAAGCAAGAUACGCCUUUCAAGCCGUCUCAAACCUAAGAAAUGCUCAAACGAACCCAGGGCUCACAAAGGAAGAUGUUCAAUCUCCACGGAACGCGCAACUUAAAAUGACACACCAAACUCAAGAACAGACUCAUUCACAGGCUUUGGCCGAUACGCAAAGUACAGCAAUUAACUCCAUUAGAGAAUUCUCAUUUUCACCCCAGGCUGGAAGUCUUGGCAUGCAAGAGUCUACACCGGACGACGAGGCCGACUAUCAAAUGCAGCAAGUGCCUGAGCAGUCUCAAGAAGCAUCGCGAGUGGCAGCUCGUAUGGGCAAAACUGUCCGGCAUGUUAGAUUUGCCUUGUCCCCGAUGCCUCCUGACGAGCUGGACCUGGAUUCAGGGAAUCAGCAAAUGUCCUGGUGGAGUGCAGAGGAAAGUAUGAAAGCUAGUCACGAAGAGACAUGGGGAGGUGAAGAUAUGAGAGAGGAUCAGCUCGCGUCAUUCUUUGCCGGCGGCGGUGACACCGGCUUUAGGGUGUACAGAGACGAAUACUGAGAACGCGGACGUGUAGCCAACGGUGUCUACUCCAGGGGAUGUACCGAAGCCGAAGCCGAAGCCGAAGCCAUGCCUUCCUCUCAUGCAGACCAUUUCCAUG